This is a messenger RNA of Anopheles cruzii, 4779 nucleotides long. RefSeq lists its product as uncharacterized. The coding region runs from base 1 to 4779 and encodes 1592 amino acids. Gene Ontology annotation, molecular function: G protein-coupled receptor activity. The record is from RefSeq and is a predicted model, not a curated record. Gene Ontology annotation, biological process: G protein-coupled receptor signaling pathway. Gene Ontology annotation, cellular component: membrane. The transcript is spliced from 14 exons. Lineage: Eukaryota; Metazoa; Arthropoda; Insecta; Diptera; Culicidae.
AUGUUAUGCCAGCGCCAGCUGCUGCUGCUGCUCGCAUCCGCUGUCGUCAGCGGCUGGGCCUCCAGCUCCGAGUACUUGAUCAUCCGCCAUGGCCGGUCGCGUGUGCGGCACUCGAGCGAAAAGGACCACAUCCGGUGGGGGCUGCAGGUGUUCGACAACUUCACCCUUCUCGACUACGACGUCGUCGGGGGCAGCGGGAGCGGGUCCGGCGGGGAUGAGCAGACAUCGAACGAGACGGCGCGGAAGCCGGCACCGGGCGGUCAGCACGUCGGCGGCCCUGGCGAUAGCGCCGCCAGUGGCGAGGGUACGCUUACGAUUCAGUUUAAUGAGUCCGAAGAGCUGGAGCGCAUGAUUGAAGUGAGUGACUUCGAGAACCUUCGCUACGGGGUGCGUGGUGCAGGCACGCCGCUAGAUUCGGCCAGGCCACCGUCUUCGACGGCGAAACCGUCGUUGCACGGAAAGCUCAUCAAGAAGGAGAUAAUGGAGAAUAUUCGGCGCACGGUGGAUAAGGGCCUGGCGUACCUGAAGUCGCAUAAGAAUCUCGAUGAGGUGAAAAUUGAGCUCGUCCCAUUUCGGGAGCCAGACAAGCGGCCUAAUCGGUUGGAAGAGGAAUCGAUUAGGCCGACGAGUAACGCUAUCGCCUUUAUUGACAGGCCGCCAUUAUCAUCACAUCGAAGCGCGGGAACAAUCACCGGUGCAAUCGACACCCCGGGCGAAAUCAGUAGGUGGAGUCACCGAAAGGCGAUCGACAGUGGUUCGUCGGUCCGCGAUUAUCCGAAUGACGACGAUGGGCUGUCAGUCGCUGACGUUGGACUCGGCAGCGUGGACCAGGAGCGCGCGUCGGUGUACGACGAACCGACGGACGAGGAAGCCACGCUGGACACCCGUCCACAGGACGACGAUCCCCUGCUGCAGGAAGCCAGCGUUGAGGUAGUGUCGGUCGACGUGAGUUCGGGCGCAGAGGUGGACGUGGACGUUAACAACAUCUUUCACAUGGAGGAGGCCGACCUGCGCGAGCUGGACGAGACGAGCCGCAACAAUCGGCGGAACCUGAUGAAGGGCCGCGACGUGGUCACGCAGUUUCUGCAGAUCGUCGAGAGCCAGCAUCUGCUCGGUGCGAACUGCACCGCGGGAACGGCCCUCAACCUGGGCGAGGGCGUCGUCGACCGGUACGCCCAGGAUCGGUUUCGCAUCGAGGCCGACAUCGCCGUCAACCGGGCCAACAUGCUGACCAGAAUUUUCAAGUUCUCGUCGGCGGACGUCCAGGCUUCGGAGCACCUGUUGCACGCGUCCGUCCUGUCGAUGGUGGAGUUUGACGACGACAUCUUCGCCGGGGGCAAUUGUUUCGACUGGAACCAGCAUCCGGCCAAGCGGGGCCUGUUCUGCCCGUUCGCCUACCGGCUACCGCCCCCGGACCAGGGCGCGUCGCUCGUGAAGGACCUGGCGCUGGAGUAUCACUACUUGGGCAACACCUCGGAGUGGUUUUUUCUGGCUCGCAAAAACGCCGAGAAGGUCAUCGCGAGGAACGAACAGUACAUUAAAUCCUUCCACGUGUAUACGAACAACACCGAGCGGCAAGCAGACGAGAUCCUGUCGGUGAAGUACGAAGACGGACGCUGGUCAAAACCAUACUACGAUUGUGGAGGCGGAAAUAUCUGGAUGCUGACGUACACCGUUCCAUUCUUUGGCUAUGAGAAUGGAACCUAUUUCUUCAAAGGAACAUCCGGAAUAGAUAUCGACUUACGGCGCGUCGACAUUGAUCAGUGUUCGCAGAAAAACUCACCAUCCGGGGCUCCGCAGCCAUUAAACAUUUUCGCCGGGACGGACAAGUGCAAGCAGCGAACCACGGAGUGCACCCCCAUUCCGGGUCUAGGCUUCCGUCGUGGAUCGUAUCGAUGUAUCUGCCGGAAGGGCUACUACUUUCCGGAUACGACCAUCGAGCAAAAGUACUUCAAUGGCAGCACGCUGGAGGAAGAGUACGAAAAGCUUAUGUUGAACGAGUACAGCACGUACAGCAUACCGAACUCGUACGAGUGUCUGCAAUGUGCCGAAGGAUGCGACUCCUGCGAAGAUGCGUCACCGUGCGUAGCGGCCUUAAACUGGCCGAUGCGAACCUCUAUCCUCGUGCUGGCCUGUGCCGUUAUUGGUCUUCUUCCUCCCGCAGCCGUUUUUACGUUCAAAUAUCAACAAGUUAAGGUUGUUCGUGCUGCAAGUCCGGCGCUGCUGCGCGUAAUCGCACUGGGUGCGUUUUGCAUUUAUUGCACGUCGGUAGUGAUGUAUCCGCCGCCAUCGCUCUACUCCUGCACGGCACGCAUCUGGCUACGGGAAAUCGGAUUUUCCCUGACCUAUGGGGCGCUGAUGCUGAAAACCUGGCGCAUAUCGGUCAUUUUUCGCGUCCGUUCAGCGAAGGCGGUCAAAAUCACGGACGCGUAUCUACUGAGGCGGAUCGGAGUCCUGUGCGGUUGCGUGGGGAUCGCACUUCUGGUGCGAACCUUGGUGGCGCCGCCCGUCGUGAUCGUGGGCCGUACGGCCGACAACCUGAAAGCGUUCCUGUGCAAAACCGACUGGUGGGACCAUACCUUCACGUCGAUGGAAGUCCUGUUCCUGGCCUGGGGCGUUCGGCUCUGCAUCAUGGUGCGGAAGGCACCGUCCGAGUUCAACGAAAGCCGCUUCAUUUCGAUGGCGAUCUACAACGAAUUCCUCCUGACGUGCUUCCUCAACGUGUCCAUGUUGUUCCUGCAGUCGCCCGCUAAUCCCGAUUUAUUGUACAUCAUAUUUUUCUGUCACACGCAGCUUACGGUUACGCUGCUGCUGGCUUUGAUUUUUGGCAGCAAGGUUUACCUGGUGUUCCGGGGCGGCGGCAAACAUCAGGACGAUCCGACCGGUCUCGGCAUCAAGCCAUCUGGUGCCAAAUUUAUUAGCCGCUCGCACGGACGUACCUUCGCCAAUGCGAGCAGCGUCACGACGUCCACCGCCCAGCUUGGGGCAAACAUCGUGAACGAGGGCCGGCUGACGGAAACGGAAGCGGCGGAAGAACUGAAGCAGCUCUACACGCAACUCCAGCGAUUGUACGAACGCAUCCCACAGCGCGGUGCCGCCAUCUUGACCGUCGCGAGUCUGAUGGAAGCGUGUCGCUGUUCGACGCUCAAGCCACCGGCCCUCGGUGCCCUCGGAGCCGCCAGCCCAUUGAAGGCCAUCCAGGCCGGGCCGACCGAAGGCACCAGGCCGGCCCUCGAUGGGACGACAACGGACGCUUCCGGUGCAUCGCCCACAGUGCAGCGACUAGACAAGAGCACCAACACGAGGACGAUCGCAACCAUCCCGAAUGGCACCGGCGUUUGCCACGGAGCCAUGGUUGCGUCGCAGACGCGAAUCACCAUCACCGACGACGAGCUGGCGGAAGCAGAGGACGUCGGUGCAGGUCGGCAGUUGGGCACCGGAGCCCGAUCGAUCGACGGCAGUGACUUUCGGCUGGACCACCAGCAGCUGCAGUGCAUGUGCAGUGGCGGUGCCGAGGAGGACCGGUGCGGCAGCGACCAGUGCCGCUGCUGCGGUUGUGGCUGCUGCCCUUCGAGACGCGCUCAUCGACAGCGGGAGCAGCCCCAUAACGAUAGUGUGAUAAAUUACUCCAACGCCGGCAGUGCGGGCCGCACGGUUAAUUGUAAUUGUAAGAUAAGUGCAGUGAACGAUGUGUCGGAGGCCGAGGCCCGAGACCGACGACGAGCCAAACAGCCCGGCUCCGAGCUGGUGCUAAGCUGUCAGUUUAGUGGUGCCGGCGGUCUGAGUGCGGGUCUUUUGAGUGCCGGCCAGCUGCAGCAGCAAGGACCGCUACCGCAACAGCAGCAGCAGCAGCAGCAGCUUCGGCAUCAGUGUGUCUCGAGCACGUCCAGUGACUACAGUGAGCUCAGUACAAAAGCGUUCGAAUCUUGUGAUAAUCCGCCACAUCAGCCCCACCGGCCCGUGAACCACCAGCACUGCCAUCCACCGCAGCAACAGCAGCAGCAGCAGCAGCAACGACGACAACGGCAAACUUCCUGCUCCGGUGAUAAUUUAGAUAAUCAUGCCCCUGCGGAUCAGGCGGUGCGACCCGGUCCCGGGGCGGGGGCCACCCGGCCAGUGCAGCCCAGCGCCCCACCGCCCGGCGCCCGGGCGGGGAACUUAGAAAAGUUUAACAAAUUGUACGCCGACUCCGGCAAUCGGAUAGAUAGUUUGCAAGAAAAUUUCCUCAUGCGAGCGGCACUCACGACGGCGCUGCAGAACCUGGAGAACGAGAACCGGUCGCGGGGGCCACACCCGAACCAUCGGCACCAUCGGCGCUCGAGCGCGGACGGUGCGGACUCGUCCACGAGCCAGUCCACGGCCGGGGCCACCGAAUCGGCCAGCUUCGACGAGCAGCUCGUGAGCGGGAUGGAGGUGACGGACGAGCAGUCACGGGUCCGAGUUGUCUCCGAAUCGAUCGAAUCCUCACUCAGCUCACCGACGGCGGUUGGCGGAGAGCAUCCAACAGCAACCACCGCCACCGGUGCAGUGCCAUCUGGUGGCAAACGGAUACAGCGUCCGGACGGUUCGCCUCUAAACCCGAGCGACGGCAACGGCAGCAGCGGAAGUGGCAGUGCCAACACGCUCGAAACGGCCGGUGCCGUCGCUGAUGCCGGUGGUGGAAGUGGAAGCGCCAGUACCAGCGGAACUGGCAGUGGUAAGAAGAAGAAGUCACCCGAGAAGCGCUUGGUCAUCGAUCUGAACGAUCGUUCCAAGUAUACCGAGGAGGUGUCGGUGUGA